Molecule: messenger RNA, 5814 nt
Organism: Prunus armeniaca (apricot)
Lineage: Eukaryota; Viridiplantae; Streptophyta; Magnoliopsida; Rosales; Rosaceae
Source: the annotation of a GenBank genome assembly
AUGGCUUCCUCCGCUUCUUCAACCCCUACUAUAUGGACACAUGAUGUGUUUCUCAGUUUUAGAGGUGAAGACACCCGAACUAGUUUUACGGACCAUUUGUACCAUGCUUUGAUCCAGAAAGGAAUUGGUACCUUUAGGGAUGAGGAAAACCUGAAGAGGGGAAAAUCGAUUGGCCCAGUACUGUUGAAAGCUAUUGAAGAAUCUAGAUUUGCAGUCGUCAUUCUUUCAGAGGACUAUGCUUCUUCAGGAUGGUGUUUAGAUGAACUUGCGCAUAUUGCUGAAGGCAUGAAAGAGAGGAAACUCCAUGUUUUCCCGGUUUUCUAUCACGUCAAGCCAUCCGAGGUGAGACAUCAAACUGGAAACUUUAGCGAGGCCUUUGCUAAACAUGAAGAAAAUUUCAAGGGCAAUAUGGAGAAGGUGGACAAGUGGAGGAAAGCUUUAGGGGAAAUAGCCGCUAUCUGGGGUUGGGUUCUGGAUAAAGACAGUAAGGAAGCAGAAGUUACUCAAGAUAUAGCCGAUAAGAUUUCAACUAUAUUACACCGCAUGCCGUCAUUUGGCGAAGAUUUAAUUGGAAUGGGUCCUCGUAUAGAGAAAAUGGAGUUGUUUUUGGAUCUUAAGGAGCGUGAUGAUGUUCGUACCAUAGGGAUUUGGGGGAUGGGGGGCAUUGGCAAGACAACUCUGGCGGAACUAGUGUAUAACAAGAUCCGCAACCAGUUUCAAACUAGCCACUUUCUUCACGAUGUCAGAGAGGAAUCUGAAAAACAGGGUCUAGUUUCCUUGCAGAACGUUCUUUUCGAAAAACUACUCUGUUGCUCCGGGGAUGACAUACAUAAUGUCCAUAUGGGAAUGAGUUCAUUGAAGAGACGACUGCGUACUAAAAAGGUGCUUAUCGUUCUGGACGAUGUUGAUCAUCAGAAACAAGUACAAGCUUUAGUUGGAAAUGAUUGGUUGGGUCGAGGAAGCAGAGUCAUUAUAACGACUAGAAAUGAGCAAUUGUUGAAGGCAUAUGGAGCGUACCACAUAUUUGAGGUUGAGAAACUGAACGAUGAAGAAGCCUUUCAGCUCUUCUGUAAGAAAGCCUUCAAGAAAGGCCAUGAGAUGGCUGAUGACUACACAAAGCUGUCCAAGGGUUUUGUCAAAUAUACCAAUGGCCUCCCUUUAGCUCUUGAAGUUCUGGGUGGCGCCUUGUGUGGGAAAACGGUGGCUGAAUGGGAGAGUAAAUUUGCUAAACUGAAAAAAGAUCCUGAUGACAAAGACAUUUUUCCUGCACUUCGAAUAAGUUACGAUGGAUUAGAGGAAACAGAGAAGCAAAUCUUCUUGGACAUUGCAUGUUUCUUCAAAGGAGAAGAUCACAAUGGUGUAGAUAAAAUUUUGGAUGCUUGUCACUUUCAUCCAACAAUCGGUAUUAGGGUCCUCCAGGAUAAAUGUCUAGUUAAAAUUAAUAGAGGAAACAGACUGUGGAUGCAUGAUUUACUACAACAAAUGGGUUGGAGCAUUGUUCAUGGAGAAUCUUCUGAGCCAGGCAAACGCAGCAGAUUAUGGGUUAGUGAGAAUGUCUCGGAGUAUAAAGAUAGCAGGUCGUGGGAUGACGUCAACACUGUACUCGAGGAUAAUUUGGGAACAAUUGCUGUUCACGGAAUGUUCCUAACCUUGCCUGCAAAGGAAGAGAUAGAGUUGGAUGCUGAUCCAUUCUCAAAUAUGCGCGGACUAAAAUUGUUGAAGAUUUGUAAUGCCAACUUUUCUGAAUGUCCUGAAUAUUUCUCUAGACAGUUACGGCUUUUGGAAUGGCAUGAAUAUCCUUCAGAGUCCCUACCCCCAAGUUUUCGGCCAUCUUCCCUUGUUGAACUUAGGUUGCCUAACAGCCGCAUUAAACAACUAUGGCAUGAAAUGCGCGUUCCUAUGAUGGAAAAGUUGACGCUAAUCGAUCUUUCCAACUGCAAAUGCUUGACCAAGACCCCAGACUUCAGUAAGGUCCCAAAUCUUAUGGGUUUGACUCUUGAAGGUUGUGAGAAGUUAUCAGAGCUUCACGCAACAAUUUGGGAUCGCCAACAUCUGGUUUCGUUGAACUUGAAGGGUUGUGAAUGUCUAGAGAGCCUUCCCCAUUCCAUUUGCUUGGAAUCUCUUCAAAAUUUUGUUCUUUCAGGAUGUUCAAGACUCGAAAGUUUUCCAGAGAUUGUGGGAAACAUGGGACACUUGUCAGAACUUCAUUUAGAUGGGACCGGGGUAAGGGAGUUGCCGCUAUCAAUCAAGCACUUGACUGGCCUUAUUGUGUUAAAUCUAAGAGAAUGCAAGAACCUUUUGAAUGUUCCAAGCAUCAUUUGCAGUUUGGCAUCCUUGAAAUAUCUAUUUCUGUCAGGCUGCUCACUGAUUGACCAACUGCCAGAAAACAUAGGGAGCCUGGAACUUUUAAAAGAGCUUGAUGCCUGUCAAACAGCCAUAAGAAGAUUGCCUUUGUCUAUUUUACUUCUGAAGAACCUCCAACGGUUAUGUUUAUUUGGUUGUACAGGUUUGCAGCUCCCUCACUCGUUCUCGGGUUUAUCCUCUUUGGUAUACUUAAAUCUUAGCGGAUGCGGUCUAGGAGAAGGAGCAAUUCCUGAUGAUAUUGGCAUAUGCUUAUCCUCAUUGCGGAGUUUAGGUUUGAGUGAAAACAAUUUUGAGAGCAUACCUGAAAGCAUAUCUCAACUUUCUGAGCUUACAGAACUUACCUUGUUCAAUUGUUGCAAUCUGCGAUUGUUGCCAAAACCUCUUCCACCGAGCCUAAAACAUUUGGAUGCACAUGGUUGUCCUUCGCAGACAAACUAUCCAAAAACCCUGAACAUAUGGACAUCUGAUGAUGGUAUCUGUUUCAUAGAUUGCCAAGAAUCAGAGGGAGUUGAAGAUGAGAUAAUCCACCACCCACUGCCAAUUCAUGAAGAGCAUCUUGAACAAUUCUUUCCUAAAUACUUUGAGGAUCUGAUUGAUCGUCAGCAAGAUUUUGAAAUUCGUGUUCCGUAUACUAGAAUUCCAGACUGGUGCAGUGAGUAUUCGGGUGGGACUUCUGUAACAAUUCAACUAUCAGAUCCAGAAGAUAGUAUAUGGAUGGGAGUCGUCCUUUUUGUGUUUUUCGAAAUUCUUGAGCAGAGUUCGGAAAUGGAAGAGACCUUCUGUCAUUUUCACGCCUCGGAUGGUCGUCUUCAAAAUCGAGUAGUCAUUGGAAACUUUGAAAACUUCGUAGUUGGGUCGCAUGCAGUUUGUUGCUAUAAGCCGGCACGCAAAUUUGCAGGGAAUUUGAAAAAAGCAAACCAAGGAGUACUUCGAGCAUCAGUCUCAACAAAUCGACCCAGUUUGAGAGUGAAAGGGUGCGGAAUACGUUUAAUCUCCCAUCAAGAUGCGGCAAAAUUUGCCCAAGAUUUAAGUCAGACUGCUAAUCAACACCUCGAUUCGAAUUUUGGUCCACAUUGUAAGCAUAUGUUAGAUGAGGUGAUGAAAUUGGAAAGUUCUGGUGACGUGACGAUACUUGAUUACCGUCUACGGGAACCACCGUCAACUUCAACUGUGAAUCAGGGCAGCAGCAGCAGCUCUACCACAGCUAGUACUGAUUCUAGCAUCCCACCAGUACAAUCGUUGCUUUCAAAGCUCUAUGAGGGCCACAAUGGACGCACGAAGGAUUUAUUUUUUAGCUUUUGUCAUGAAGUAGUAGUAAUUCCGAACUGGUUCGACAAUCACUACUUGGGGAAUGUAGCACUGUGUGACCUUCCUCAAAACUUGUUUGAUGAAAGCAGAUGGGUAGGAUUAGAACUAUAUGUUAUAUUUUCUUGGCGUCAAUCCAUUUCGAGUCUCUUCCAUCUUCCCUCCUUCCUUUGUGUUGAUUUGUGUGACCAAGAAAGCAGCAGAAUACCAAGAUGUGUCCCGAUAAACAUUCCCUUCCCUCAGAAAGUUACAAGGUCCCAUGAACUUGUUGUGUUACACGUGCCACGUGUGUAUUUUCAACAACAUGUGUGGAGUCAAUGUCAGGUUAUUAGGGCAUUCUUUAGAACCACCAACUCAGCAGUAGAGGUUGAACUCUGUGGAGCCCGUUUAGUAUACGAGGAAGACUUGGGAGGCUUGACCCAUUCAUUAACUGAGUUGACAUUGGGGAGAUCGGAUAUGCUUGAGGAGCUUUGUGCGUAUGCCCAAGCCUUUUCUGCACUAACAACGGAAAAUCGCCUUCAGCAGGAAGCCAAAGCUAUGCGCAACAAUAAUGCAGAGGAAAGAGAAAUGCCCAUCGCUCCUGAUUCCAUGAGGAUCCAAAGGCAACGGUUAGCUGAAUCUGGACAAGAGUUUCUGAUACCAGAACAGGAUUUUACUUCAAUACUGCACAAGUAUAGAUGCUAUCUCAAACGAAAGCAUGAUGUCGAGGAGUGUGGUGAAGUAAUAAUAGUCCACUCAAAACGCUUAACGUUUACCAACAGGGAUUCUACCCAACAAAAGGUUGCAGAAGAAGAUGCUCCACCACCGUUGUCGUUGUUGGUCGGUCAUGUACAUGUAUUGGCUGAGACUCAACUCUAUGGAGGCUAUAGUCCAGCACAAUGGAAAAGGUACCUACAGGCUUACCUUCAAAAGUCCCUGGUGGCAACGCUCAGUCUUAAAGGAGAUAAAAUUUCUGUUUUCAAGCACUUCGAUCCUCGGAACACAUACAAUUUUUGUUUCCCUCGGAAGGAUUAUCUAGAGUGUUUCAAACAUUGGACUACUAUGUCACCCGGGAAAGGACUCGAAAUACCUCCAAAGCUGUAUGAUGAUAAAAAUUGGAGGGGGCUUGUUAUAAUUGCUUCUUUUUCAAUCCAUGAGCGUCCAACUGCCACCCUUGAAGAUCUGGGCUCCCAUAUCACUGUCAAACUUUUGUGUCACUUAAGAAUGGGUGAAUAUUGCUUGAAUCCAGUCACCAUGGGUUCCAUAACAAAAGAGAAAUUCAAGUGGUUACAUGUGCGGGGAUUUAUUUGGGUGACCUACAUACCCCGUGUUUUACUACCAGAGUUUAGUGUUGCUAAUUCUGAUAUUGUAGUGCACAGAAUUUACAACAAUUGCCCAUCCUUGAUAGUGGAAAGUUCUGGUAUCGGUCUCAUAUACCAGCAAGACGAGGAGGAAUUUAAGCAAGCAAUAAUCCAAUCCUGGACCUCCUUCUUUGACAAUGCGGAUCCCAUCCGUCAGUUUGUCGAAGGUCACUCUCCCGAGCAGCCAAAGCAAGAUCAUAUGCCCCAACCACACCAUGUUCAGGACUUUAAUCGAGACAUCAUACUCCACGCAAUUUUCCGUCCGAUUACCGAAAUUCUAGAGUGGUAUCGUUUUCACGUCAGUGGUUCUUCAGUGCAGAUCCCGUUGCCGCCAUCUCUAUGUACUCAGAGAAAUUGGACAGGACUAGCGCUUUAUGCAUAUUUCUCAGAUCUUGAGAAUCCAACUGCCUCCCUAGACAACUUCGAUCCAGAAAAUCCUCACAACCUGAUUUGUCACUUGGAAACUGACAACACUAGUUUGGAACUCCACUCCUAUCGAUCAACUGGCCAUGAAUUAAAGUGGUUAGAAGAUGGAGGAUUCAUUUGGCUGACCUAUAUACCACGGAAAUGGUUUCAAGAUCAGUUGAAUGGAUGUAGUCACUUAUUGGAUGCUUCAUUUGCAAGCGAUAGGGCAGGGCUGUAUGCGAAAAUCUGUGGUUUCCGUCCCGUAUACCAGCAUGAUGGUGAGAGCGAGGUAGGACCUAGCAGAGCAGAUAGCUCCAUCCAGGACGCUCACCAUGAAAGAUUGGAAGGAGCCGAGGGUCCUAAUAAGCCUAAAGACAAGGGUAAACAAGUUCAGGAAUAG